GCCCCCUCCGCCUCCUGGCCCUGGGGGGCGCGGCCGCCCUGGCCUGGCUGGCGGUGACGAGAACCCCCCCACGGCAGCGCCCCGCCCCCCGGUUCAAGUGCGGCCUCCCCCGGCCCUGCCCCCCCCGGCACUUCGCCUUCCGCCUGCUGAGCGGGGCGGCCAACGUGGUGGGGCCGCGGAUCUGCCUGGAGGGGAGAGAGUUGAUGAGCAGCGUCAAGAACAACGUGGGGCGGGGCCUGAACAUCGCCCUGGUCAACGGGGUCAGCGGGGAGCUGAUCGCAGCGCAGGCCUUCGACAUGUGGGCGGGGGGUGAGUGAGAGACCCCGCCCCCAGCCCGGACACGCCCCGCCCCCAGCCCGGACACGCCCCGCC
Molecule: messenger RNA, 372 nt
Organism: Camarhynchus parvulus
Lineage: Eukaryota; Metazoa; Chordata; Aves; Passeriformes; Thraupidae
Product: protein FAM3A-like
Exons: 5
Source: RefSeq, a predicted model, not a curated record